AUGGGUUCAGAGAACAAUAGAAAAUUUCCUGGAUUAUCGACAGCGAUGGAUAUCCUCAGAGAUAGCUCCUCGCAAGGACCAUGUCAUGAUGAAGUGAUAGUCUCUCUACAUGAUAACGAAUGUCGUGAUCAACUGGCAAGAAGUCCAUCUGCAGAUCAGAGCAUAGAUUCGAGAUUCGAAGAAGUAUGUCAUGUGCUUCUUGCAAUAUUCUCAUCCAAACCAAACAAAGAUCUUCAAACAGAAUUUUCGCUUUAUUUGAAACUAUUUGAAAUGAUCCUUGAUUACACACUGGUGAUUUUUUCCGAUGCCAGUGUUCCAGAAAAGGAUUACAAGAUAUCCGAGAUAAUCGAAAUGUUCCGCAUUAUCCAAGAGGAUAUAAUCAAUGAUGUGGUACAUAGAGGACCUUCAUGGUGGAAGGGAGAAGAGUAUUUGUCGAAUAAUGAAUACCAACCAGACAUAAGGAGGCGGCUAAAAUGGCUUAUACAGUUGAUCAAUGUGAUAUUUCACCUGCUCGUCAAGAUUAUACCAAGGAUUGGUCAAAUAAAAGUCCAAAAUUUGGAGAGAUUGACAAAUGACGUUAGAAAGAAAGAUCUCCUGAUCGUUGCUGAAUUAGUCGAGAAAAUGACGUGGCAAUUGGUGCGGGUAUCCGACGAAGUAUUGGUUCCAAUUAUAAUGAUACAUUGCGAUCACUCGACUUCACAUGCAACAGAUUCAACCAUAGCCGACGUCUUUGGAUUAUUGGGAAAUAUCAUUGACUUGUCACCCGUUGAAUUCCGUCGGGUAUCAGACUAUCAGCACGAAUGCAGCCGUCAGGACUGGAAAGUAUUGUUUGCCAGAAAAUUAGUGACGACUGGAUGUCUGCAUAUUGCAAUGCAGCAUCGAUCAAGCAUCACGCAAUUGCAAGAAUAUAUUGAAAGAGGUGGUAACCAUGGCUUGGUGAACGAAAUACCGAAUGUCACACUUUAUUAUGCCCAUCUUGAUAAAUUUAUUCUAGUCAUUAUACGAAUACUCGGUGGAUUUAUCGAAAGUGAUACUACUACCAGUUGUAACAAAAAUGCGAUGCCAGAUUCUUUGGCCUUUGCCAACCUUCCGUCAACACUUGUUGGUUUAUUGUCUAUACUCGCCUACGAAUCGUAUAGUAGAAGUAAUAUUUCUAUCGAUAUUAAUUUUGACUGUCAUACAGACAAAGCUGCUCUUGCUGUGUUGUUCGUUGAGCUGUCGUGCAAUGAUACACUGUUCAAGCAUACUGAUAUUUCGAGAUUGGAUUUAUAUGAUUGUAUAUUGAAAUUCAUAAGCAAUCGUGCAGCGCUAGAUUAUUUGCGAGGCAUUUCAGUCAUACAUUUGGUCUAUGUGUUCAUAACCAUUGAGACCGAAGCCAAAAAAGAAUCCGACUUUCGGCCAUCCUCGUAUUCCAAAUUACUUGCCGAAUUAUCAAACACAUUCUGCCAGUCAGAAGAACGCACCGCCGAGGUUGAACAACUGGUUUUUUCCUUGGACCAUGUGCUUCUACCUUGGUUAUGGCGUGCAUCCGAAGGCAGUUGGAGUCUGAACGACUUUGUGACUAAUUUGACUAUCAGGUGGCUCUUGUUCCAUUUUCGGGAUAGUCAACUAGUUGAAAUUACUUGUCUGAUUGGAAACGAGUAUUGGUUAACCAAUACGAGUUACUAUAACACCUGUGUUCGGUUGGGGAAACUGCUCUUUAAUAAUGCGUCUGUCGUAGAACUCAUUAUGUCCAUCUUCAGCAACUCAUCCAUCGUCGGUCAACAAGACGCAAAAAUAGUUCGACUCUUUGAAAUCAUUUCUUCUUUAACAAUCUGCCUCGUUCAUAGUUUUCGUAAAAAUAAAGCAGACGAGGAAGUACACUCGGCUCGUUUGCUGUACUUUUGGAAUGAUCUAAUACGUCUAACAAUCAGUCCAGGGGUUUUAGAAAAUCUCCCGUGUGAAUGGUUGCCGAAUAUCAAUAAUAUUUCACUUAUUCUUUAUAGCAACUUCGGAUGCCAUUCUCUUGGCUUCCAUUUAUACACCUCUAAUGUUAUUGAUCACACACUGGACUUACUCGAACGUAUGGAUGAGUCGGACAAGACAAACUUUAAUCAAACGACAAUAGACAAGACAAAAAUUCUUAUUGGCAUACUCCAUUUCUUAACAAUCUUCGCGACAUUUCCCGAUAACAAGGUUUUGUACGAGAUCCAGCAACACCCCUUAAUACUAUCGUCACUACGUAAAAGAAUAUUACAACGAACAAUGGAUGACGAGUAUGCAGACACCCUGAGUACAGAGUUGCUACUGGCAGUUAUUGGAUUGUUGUCAACUGCAACGCCAGUCGAUGCCGUAGUUGGGUGUCGCAUGAAUACAGUAAUCUUCCCGUCCUUAGCCGAGUUUGAUUUGUUCAUGAAAUUGUCGAAACGUGACACCAUGGCAAUAGUAGUACAUUUGUGUUUUAUUGUUAGUACGAGGUUCGAUAUCGAAACCAGAUAUAGAGACGAUCAGCAGAAGGUACUUCUGAUGAGAUUAUGGAGAUUACUAAGAGAAUUUGUCGUUACAAAGAUUAACGAUUGGCAUACGUGGUUCAUCCUCCCUUUGAUAGCCAAGAGUUUCGAAAGCAUACAGAAAUGUUGUGAAAGCAGUCGUGACAAAUAUCUUAUAGACAAUCGAUGGAAUCUGUUCAUGUUGAAAAGCUUACUCAGCUAUGCUGGAUUCAAAAGAACAGAUGAGUCAGCAGACGUUAGACGAAAAUCCCAGCUAUUACAAGGAUUUAUCAACUCUAACCCAUCAUGGUUGCAAGAGCUCUUUGUUGAAGAUUAUGUUUUGUUGCUAAUUUCAUUCAUUCAAGACAUCUGUCACGGAGCAUUUGACACGGAGCAAUUGCAAGCACUGCUAAGAGUGUUGCUGAAGCUCCAACGGAGAUCAGUACUCUCCAAAGCGAAUCAUGAGCGUACCGUCAAAUUAUUAGAGAUGUGGCUCCAGAAUCAGUCAGUGUCAAACGCAACGCCUAGAGCGAGAAACGCGUUCAAGCACCAAUUUCUGUUGACAAGAUCGAGUGACGGCUGUUAUUAUAGAUUACUUUCUUUGGGGUUAUCAGAGAAUUGCAUAGAUAAUCGUGUUGACAAGAUAAGAACACUAUUCGAAGAAUUUAGAGCCAAUAACUUUGUAAAUAGAAAUAUAAACGAGUAUUGUUAA
This is a messenger RNA of Paraglomus brasilianum, 3180 nucleotides long. Lineage: Eukaryota; Fungi; Glomeromycota; Glomeromycetes; Paraglomerales; Paraglomeraceae. The record is from the annotation of a GenBank genome assembly.